GACUCCGGAAUUGGCCUGGUAGCGCCGGGGGUGCGGUUUGGGCGGGCUUCCAGGCCAGGCUCUUCCAGAGUCGCCUCGUCGAGGCUUCCUCUUGCAGCUCAGCCACGGUGGUCUGGCGCCUGCAGCGCCCCAAAUCCCUAACCCCAGCUCGAACCUCUCUGCUUUCUCGUCCGGGCCUUCGCUGCCGCUAAGCCACGGUCGCCGCCACGCCUUAGGGGGAAGAACUCCGGGAGGCCUGCGGGGCUGCGAGGGAGAGCGUUUACCCGCCGGGACGGUCUCCUUUCUUCUCUCUGAAUUUUACCCGUCUUUCCAGGGGCCGGGUCCCCUGUGCCUUGCUUAGGGCAAGCCUUCCCUGCCUCGCCUGCCCUCUGGGAUGUCUCUCUGUCCUGAUCUCCCUCAUCGGGCGCUUUGUUUUGGUCGUUGUCUUCACAUGUCAGUCUUAUCUCUUCGGCCAAAUUGUGAGUUCUUAGGAGAUUCAGGACUUGGGUCCCUCCUUUUCUUGAAUACCAUUCAGGGUUCAUUCAGUGCCUUGCGUUACAGUAUAUACUCUUAAGUAUUUGCCGAUUGCUUCUUACCAUGACUCCUGAUGAAAAGAAGUGUGAGGAAUCCCUCAGGUUGUCCUGUAGUUGAACUUUUUUGUAGAAUUUGUGCUUAGAUCAUCUCAUCCUCAGAAGCAAGGAUGCGAAUAAACUUGUUGAGUUCUAAAGGUGUGUUAUGCUAAGCAUUUUAAUAUCCAUUGUAUAGUUUAGUCCAUAAAGCAAUUCAAUGAGACAGGGGUAAUUAUUCCCAUGCUACAUGGGGAACUGAAGCUUAAGUCACUGGCCUAAGGUCAUAUAGCUAGUAAAGUUAUGUGUAAAUGUUGGAGCUUCUAACCAGAUCUGUUGAAUCCAUCACCCAUUCCUGUGAUACUAACAUCUCGUUUUACAUUUAAGGAAACAGGUUCAGAGAAGCUGAAUGAUUUGUCCAAAAAUAAAGUAAGAAGUUAUAGAUUUACUUAAACAUUAAAAGAGCUCAUAGUAGGUAUGUGCUGGUCCUGUAGUUAGAACUGAACAGGGCACAGGCCAGGCUUUGUAGGAGCUCACAACUUACUGGAGGAAACUGACAAAAUAACUACUUAAAACACGUUUUGAGUAUUGUGUAUACAGAUAUGUCUGUGGGGAGGAGGGAAUCAGACAAGGAGAGGUAAGACAGGAAGAUGUUGGAGGAAAAUGGAGCCAAACUUCCUGGCUUUGAAUUCUGUCUCCAUCACUUCCUAGUUUUGUGACCUUGGGUAAAUGAUUUAACCUGUCUGAGCCCAUUUCCUCAUCUCUGAAGUGGAAUGAGGGGGGUGCCUACUUCAAUAGGGUUGUUGUAUUAAUAAUGAGUUUUUAAACAUAUAAGACACUUAGAACAGUGCUUGGCAUAUGGUAGAUUUAUUCAGUAGAUGUUGUUAUAUUAUUCUAGGCAGAGCAAAAUCAUUGAGAGAGAAAACUUGAACACAGGUCUCACAGCUGGUCCAUUGCCCUCUCCAAUAUACAAAUUGCCUCGUUUGCAAUCCUUGCCUACAGAAAGAGGAGUUGUGACCAGAUAGUCACUCAGUCCCACAACUCCCAGGGUAGAAACAAGCAGGGCACAGGGAGAGAAAGUAAAGAAGGCUGGGGACAGUAAAAGAGGGAUUCAGGGAGCUUUGCCUAAGUUUCAAGUCAUUCUAGAUAUCUAGAUAGCUUGCCUCUUGGGCCUUACCCACCAAUCUAACAACAGGUAUGUGUUUAGAAUAUUUGCACUCAGCACUAUGCUGGACACACUAUAGGGACACAGAUGAGUGUGAUAUGGUUUCUUCUCAGAAGCAGCUAAUAUUGUCCAGUUGGGUAAAUAAGACUAGAACACACAAAACAACUGUGAGUGACCAUGGCAGCAUAAAAAUAGGGUUAAGAUAUUCUGGUGUCAGUUAUGUUAGCCAUAGAACCAAGAGGCAAGAGUAAUCUGAGGGGAGGAGUAGUUUAAGAAUGCUUCGUGGAGUCCGAUCAGAUCUCGACAUUUAUUGAGUGUCUGGAGAGUACAAAGCUCUGUGCUAAUGCUGGGAAUGAGAAGUGAAGAAGUGAUGGUCCCUUCCCCGAGAAGCACCUGGUCUAGGGGAGACAGACAUUCCAUUCCAUUGUAACAAGUGCUGUAAUGAAGUGUGUACAGAGUGCUUUGGGGACAGGAGGUGGGAUACUCCAGCUGUAGGAGGAUGAAUUAGGAAAAAACUUGCCAAGGAGGGGACAUUUGGGCUUGAAGUGUGAAUAAAAGUUGCUUAGGCAGAGUUUUAGGAGAAUGUAGUGUCUUUAGGGACAAAGAUGAUUGAAUCAGAGAGGAAGAGGGAAUGAAUGGACAGGACAGGAAGCCAGUGACGCAGCAUGAUGUGGGGGGAAGAGCGUGAUCUUUGGAUUAGAAUCAGGGUGCUCUUAACACCAAAUGAAGUGAAGUUUGAAGAGGGCUCACCACAGGGCUGAUACACGGUAGGCCUUUCCCAGCUCCUGGAGAGGUAAGUUGAGGCCAGUUUGAGAAAAGCCUUGCGUGCCAUACUAAGUGAACUUGAUCCUGUAGAUAGUAAAGCCAGAGGAGGUUUGGGCUGUGAUGUCUGACUUAGGAAGGCUUUCCCUACUUUUCCUGCCCCAACAUUAUAAAAGUAGUUCACUUAUAAAAGGGCUUCACUGUUAGUCUAUAGCAGCUGAGCAGCUACAUGUACACCCCAGAGUGUCAAAGGUGACUGCCUUCUUCUCAGAGGAGGGGCAAAGGCUGUGGAUUAAAAGGGGUUUCUCUGGUAAGCAGUUAGAUAUAGGUUCUUGUACUUGUAGGCAUGAAGGAUUUUGUGUACAGGCAUGCGUCGCUUAAUGAUGGGGAUAUGUUCUAAGAAAUGCGUCGUUAGCCAAUUUCGUUGUUGUGUGAAUAUCAUAGAGUGUACUAAAGGGGAACAAAAUUUGCCAGCCCAAAAUGUGUCUCUUUAACAUGAGGAUUAUUUUAGGCUGAUUAUUUUUAAGAAACAAAAGACUUCUUAACUGCCUAAAAGAAUUCAGAUGUAAAAAAACCUGUCUCGGGAAUUGAGCUAUCACCUUAGCACAACAUGAACUAGGUGGUAGACAGGGAAGAACCUAGAAAAGCCUGUGGAUUGGGCUUCUCUCUGUGUUCUUCUGUUUCUGUGUGGCCAAACACUUGUUUUCCAAGCGUUUGCUCCUUUUCACCUACCUGUGAAUUGCCUUCCUUCCCUAUAAAGUCACUGACUCUCCCCACCCCCAAUAUCUUUUGUCCUUAGCUGAGGAUGGUAUUUAAGGUGAGGGCUUUGGCCAUUUUGGUGAGUCACUCCCUUUUCCUGGGUUUCUCCCAUGUGUACAUGUUAUUAAUUUUGUUUGUUUUUUCCUUGUUAAUCUGUCUGAUGUCGAUUUAAUUCUCAGACCAGCCAGAAGAACCUAGAAGGGUAGGGGAAAAUUUCUUCCCCCCCUGCAGUACUUACAUAAACCUUGAUCGUAUAGCCUAUGAUACACCUAGGCUAUGUGGUACUGUUCUUCGGUCAAUCGUCAUAUAUGCGGUCUGUCGUUGAGUGAAACAUCGUUAUGCAGCACAUGACUUUAAUUUUGUAUUUUCUGUUUCUUUCCUCUCUGUAUAUAGUAAAGGCCUUUUUCAGAGUUCCCACAUGUCUCAGGUAGGCCAGAGGGAGCAAUGCCUCAGUCCCUUCCAGGGUCCACCACUGUGGGGGCAGCAAGAAUCAGUGAGAAUCCUCAAGGAGGAGGUGACACUCAGGGACAGAGUCAAGGCCUCUUAGUAUCCCUUCUCCCAUCAAACUUUUGCUUGCAGUGUCAUCCUCUAUCGUUCUGUAAUGAGGGAAGCUAUUCUUUUAUUGUUCCUCAAACUUUGCUCCUGGAACUGCCAGCAUCAGAACUGGGGUGCCAAGGUGAAAGGGCAGAUUUCUAGGCUUAACCCCAGCCUUCCUGUAGGAACCUUUAGGGAAGGGGUCAGAAAACUGCAUUUGUAUGCGUAUUAAAGAUUGAGACCUUUAGUUUUUUAUUCAGCCUUCUUCAACAAAUGUUUAUUACAUGCCUAAGCAUGCCUCGCCCUGUAUACACUGGAGGUAUGUAUUGCUAGACAGAUAUGGCCUGUUGUGUUCAGAUGGAAUCUACAUUUUAGUUCAGAGGAUGUUAGGGGAGUGGUGGAGUAAACCACUGUAUAGGGUAGGCAAAUUGUACGGCACUUUGAAAGUCUGGUGGGGGACUUACCACAUGAUGCAGUGAGAAUUAAGGAGCUUCUGGACUCCUCUGCAGGUUCUGUGGAUUAGAAAGAAUAUGGACUUUGGAGUCAGCCCAGGCUGACCCUACCAUACCACUAGUCUGUGACCUUGAGCAAAUCAGUUCACCUCUCUGAGUCCUUAUCUCAGGGAAGGCCCCAAGUCCUUAUCUAUAAAUGAAGUUAAAAAUAGUACUUACCUCAUAGGGUGGUGUUGGUAAUUAAAUGACAGUGUAAAUAAAGUGCUAAGUAUGGUGCUUGGCAUAUAGUAAAUGUGAAAUUAAAAGCAAAAGGUUUUGUUAUCCUCAUUUGGAAGCUGAGGUGUUCAGGAGUAGAAGGGUUAAGUUACUUGGCCAGGGUCACACAGCUAGUAGGUGGUAGACAGAGGAGUUUGGAUUUGAACUCUGAUCCUUCUCCAAAGCCAUCUCUUUGAACUUGAGCGUUGUUCUGCCUCCCAUAGGAAUAAUUCCUUCUUGUUAGGUUGCUCUGAAACUUUGUGAGAAAAUGUCUGUUAAAGUUCUUAGCUCAGUGCCUGGCACAUGCUCAAUAAUGUUAGUUUGUGUUCUCUCUUCCCGAGAACACCAGACAGCUUCCAGGGGUUUGAGGAACUGCUACUCCGUCCUCAUUGAAAAAGCACAGAGUUUCUCACGGGUCAUUGGAAAACGCCUGCUGGCUCUAGGUAGGAUGCCUGCCCAGCUGUUGACCCCCAGCGGCACUUGGGUGGAAUCCUUGCAACUGUGGAUUUCUUCCUCCUCCUCUAGGGUGAAGGCCAUGCCGCCCCCUGGGAAAGUUCCCCGGAAGGAGAACCUGGGGCUCCAGUGUGAGUGGGGUUCCUGCUCCUUUGUGUGCUCGGCCAUGGAGGAGUUCUGCGAGCACGUCACUCAGCACCUGCAGCAGCACCUGCACGGCUCCGGGGAGGAGGAGGAGGAGGAGGAGGACCCGCUGGAGGAAGAAUUCUCCUGCUUGUGGCAGGAGUGUGGCUUUUGUUCUCUGGACAGUUCUGCUGACCUCAUCCGCCAUGUCUACUUCCACUGCUACCACACCAAGCUGAAACAGUGGGGGCUGCAGGCCCUGCAGAGCCAGGCCGACCUCAGCCCCUGCAUCCUGGACUUCCAGAGCCGCAACGUCAUCCCAGACAUCCCUGACCACUUCCUGUGUCUGUGGGAGCACUGCGAGAGCUCUUUCGACAAUCCCGAGUGGUUCUAUCGGCACGUGGAAGCGCACAGCCUGUGCUGUGAAUACCAAGCAGUUGGCAAGGAUAACCAUGUGGUGCUGUGUGGCUGGAAAGGCUGCACCUGCACCUUCAAGGACCGCUGUAAGCUUCGAGAGCACCUCCGCAGCCAUACCCAGGAGAAGGUAGUGGCUUGCCCCACCUGUGGGGGCAUGUUUGCCAACAACACCAAGUUCUUAGAUCACAUCCGUCGCCAGACCUCAUUGGAUCAGCAACGCUUCCAGUGCUCUCACUGUUCCAAGAGAUUUGCCACGGAGCGGCUAUUGCGGGACCACAUGCGUAACCACGUGAAUCACUAUAAGUGCCCUCUGUGUGACAUGACCUGUCCGCUGCCAUCGUCCCUCCGAAACCACAUGCGCUUUCGCCACAGCGAGGACCGGCCCUUUAAAUGUGACUGUUGUGACUACAGCUGCAAGAAUCUGAUCGACCUCCGGAAGCACCUGGACACCCAUAGCAAGGAGCCAGCCUACAGGUGUGACUUUGAGAACUGCAGCUUCAGUGCUCGAUCCCUCUGCUCAGUCAAGUCCCAUUACCGAAAAGUGCAUGAAGGAGACUCAGAGCCAAGGUACAAAUGUCACGUGUGUGACAAAUGCUUCACAAGGGGCAACAACCUCACCGUGCAUCUUCGCAAGAAGCACCAGUUCAAGUGGCCCUCAGGGCACCCCCGUUUUCGGUACAAGGAGCAUGAAGACGGCUACAUGCGGCUGCAGCUGGUUCGCUAUGAGAGCGUAGAGCUGACACAGCAACUGCUGCGGCAACUACAGGAGGGGUCGGACUUGGGCGCGUCACUGAGUGAGAGCAGCCUGCAGGGCACCCUUCUAGAAACAGUGCCAGGGGAGCCAGGACCCCAGGAAGAGGCGGAAGAGGAAGAGGAGGGCGGGGGCGAUGAGGGGACAGCCCUCUCAGCCUCUCAGGACACUCCCAGCCCUGUCAUCCACAUGGUGAAUCAGACCAACGCCCAAGGCGAGCGAGAGAUUGUCUACUAUGUGCUGUCUGAGGCCCCGGGAGAGGCCCCCCGGCCGCUGAGUCCCCCGCAGGGGGCAUCGUGGAAAAGCUUUGGGGAAUAGCUGAGGAGCCAGAAGUGCGGAUGGUGUGAAGGCUGCAGAGCCUGACCCCAGGCCCUGGGGUUUGAGCUGGGCUGGUGGCACUGCCUCUAGUGGGCAGCUCUUGCCAAUGGAUGCCUUUAGGAGUGAUGCUGAGAACAGUGCGGUCUGCUCUGGACCCAGCUUGCGUCAUUCAGCAGACUCGAAGGACUUCCCUUUUCUGCCAGGCCACAUUUUGUGGGAAUCCUGAGGAGUCUGGGUUCUUUGAGGGGGACACCCUGGUGGUGUGUGUUCUUGUACAGGUGGCUAGUAUCAGGCUUAACCAUAACCCUCUAGACAUGCUGGAACAGUGAUUAAAAUCUGUAGUCAACUCGCAUCUAUUCCCAUCUUUAGGGGUCCUUAGGCCCAGGGGUGACGUGUCACUGGUUCCUGCAAGGGCCCUUUCCUCACAACCAGCCACAGCAUUGUGAACCAGGCAGCCAUUUCCCUGUAAUGGGUUACUCCUACAACCCACGGUCUUUCAUGGUUAUCCUCAGGGACAGGAUUGGAGGCACUGUGUGUGUGUAACGGUUGUUUUUGGUAAUAAAAGAAAACACUUGGGCUGUUA
This is a messenger RNA of Diceros bicornis minor, 7117 nucleotides long. RefSeq names its product histone H4 transcription factor (gene HINFP). Bases 4741 to 6534 code for a protein of 597 amino acids. Gene Ontology annotation, biological process: anatomical structure development; regulation of transcription by RNA polymerase II. The transcript has 9 exons. The record is from RefSeq and is a predicted model, not a curated record. NCBI's taxonomy places the organism in Eukaryota, Metazoa, Chordata, Mammalia, Perissodactyla, Rhinocerotidae. Gene Ontology annotation, molecular function: RNA polymerase II cis-regulatory region sequence-specific DNA binding; DNA-binding transcription factor activity, RNA polymerase II-specific.